AUGGAUGAACCUGAAAGUAGUAGGCAUGAAGAGGUCAAUAUUGAAAUUGAUGAUCAAUUUGCUCUAGAUGGCAAGGAUGAUGUUGUUGAUGUGAAAGAAGGGUUAGCUUCCCAAACCUAUGAUAGUUUACGAAUGCUUACUAAGGAAGAUGUGUUGCAAAUGAAAUUCAAUUCAGAGGAUGAUGCUUAUACUUUCUACAAUGCAUACGCUAAGGUCAUCGGUUUUAGCGUACGAAGAAGUAGAAAAAGAAUUAGUGGAGACAACAAAUUUGUAGAGAGUAGGAAAUGGGUUUGUCCAAGGGAAGGUGUAAGCGAAAAGAAAUACUUGCAACGUGUGGAACGGUCAGGGGGUUAUGAGAAGGUGGGCUUCAUUCACAGAGAUUUGCACAAUCAAUUCCAAGCUGAGCGCAAAGUACAACUCGCAGAAGGGGAUGCAGAGGGUGCGUUAGGAUACUUGUCAGCUAAAUUAGAUGCAGAUCCAUUAUUUUUUUUCAAAUACAACGUCGAUAAGGACAACCGGUUGGACAAGAUUUUCUGGGCAGAUUGUAGGUCUCGAAUGGAUUAUGCUGCAUUUGGUGAUGUAUUGGUAUUUGAUACAACUUAUCGUACAAAUGCAUAUAAGAAGCCAUUUGUAAUUCUAGCUGGCGUGAGUAACCAUUUCAUGACAACUAUAUUCGGAUGUGCUUUGUUGCCUGAUGAGACAAUGGAGACAUACACGUGGGUGCUGGAAAUGUUAAUGGAGGCCAUGGAUGGUAAAAGACCCAUCUCCGUUGUAACAGAUGGUGAUAGGGCAAUGCGUCAGGCAAUCAAAAGAGUUAUUCCAAACUGCAGACAUCGUUUAUGUUCUUGGCAUCUGGAGAAAAAUGCCUCAACAAAUGUCCACAUACCAGAAUUUACAACUGAUUUUGCACAGUUGAUGUUGAAGAAAUGUAAAAUUGAUGAGUUUGACAAUGCCUGGGCUGCUAUGGUGAAACAGUACAAGUUGGAGAACAAUAACUGGGUGUUGGAUAUUCAUCUGAAGCGUGAUAAUUGGGCUGAGGCAUAUCUCCGUGGUCGCAUGUUUGCUGGAAUGAGGAGCACUCAACGUGUCGAGGGUAUAAAUGCAUAUUUCAAUAUAUUCCUAAACCAAAAGGUUAGGCUGUAUGAAUUUGUAGCGCAGUAUGAUAGGGCUCUUGCUAGAAUGCGUGUUAAUGAGGCAGAAACAGAAUCUAAAACAGAGAAUAGUUUCCCGGUUUUGACUACGCCAUUGAGGAGUUUGGAGAAACAUGCAGCUGAACUCUUUACUCGGAAGAUUUUCUCAUUGUUUCAACAUGAAAUCAGGAAAGAGGGUAAAUUGUUUGUGAUGGAAAGAGUUCAGCUUGAGGAUCAUCGCACCUACCGUUUUGGUGAGUACAAGGCACCAACAUGCACGUGGACGGUUGAGUAUUUUCCAGCUAAUAUCACAAUGAAAUGUUGUUGCUUGAAGUUUGAGUCGUUUGGCAUCCCUUGCUGCCACAUGAUUGCUGUUAUGAAAUCUGAACAAUUAAUGUGUAUUCCACCGAGUUGUGUCUUGCAGAGAUGGACAAGACGUGGUAGGUCAAAGUGUCAACAACCAAGUCUUACCCAAAUUUGUAGCACCCUAACACAGACAGCUCGGUUUGGUAUACUCAGCUCCUGUUUUAGUGAAAUGUCAUAUUAUGCCUCACACGCGGACAAAGAUUUUGAAGAGGCAAGGGAAAUAGCUUUCCAGCUGACAUCGCAGAUGAAAAAACGUUGGGCAAUGAGAAAAGAAGGUAACGCCGAGGCUGGGGACAAAAAUAUUGCACCCAAACUAUAUGGCGUUGGUGAUCCGAAUGUAGUGAAGACCAAAGGGAACCCCGGAGGGACAUCUUCUAUGGGUAAACCUCCAAAACCAAGGCGGUGUGGGUAUUGUAGGAGCAUUGGACACACGAAGCGGACGUGUAAAAAAUUGGCUUCAAGUAGCCACAGAGAGGGUAGCAACUCAGACAGUGAACCAUUCAUGAACACAGAGUUGGAUCCCCACACGGAUGAUAUCGAUGAAUUGCCAAUUUGUCCAAAUGAUCCACUGUAG
Camellia sinensis is the source of this 2070-nucleotide messenger RNA. NCBI's taxonomy places the organism in Eukaryota, Viridiplantae, Streptophyta, Magnoliopsida, Ericales, Theaceae. The record is from RefSeq and is a predicted model, not a curated record.